UGAGCUUUAGCAAAAAAGAAAAAAGGCUAGAAAACAUGACAACUCCCCUCACGCACACACGAAGAAGGGCAUGUGGCGUGACGUAAUGCAACAUAGAUCUCUAUUUACUCACGUUAUUGUGCAUGUAGACUAUACAACUCCAUAAAAAUCCAUUUCUUCCCACCACUACCAUCCGAUCUCAAAGUAUGAGUGAAGAACUCCUUCAAAACGAAUCUCAUUCUCAGUCAUCCAAAUGAACGUGUUUUUUCAAAAUGUUGUCUUUUCUAAUCUCAUUGUUGGACAUUAUUAAGCUUGUUAUUGCUUCCGCGACCUUCUUAUUCUUCUUAGCCUUUUCCGGUCUAACAUUCGCUGGUUCAGCCGUGGCAUUAGUUGUAUCCACACCGCUUUUCAUCAUAUUCAGCCCGAUUCUCGUACCCGUGACUAUAUCCACUACUCUCCUAGCCUCCGGGCUUGCGGCCGGUACCAGCCUCGGAAUGACCGCCAUUGGACUCAUCAUGAGACUCAUUAAGCCUGCGGGAGGAACUUCGUUGCUUUUUUCAUCCCCAACACCGUUGAAUUUGGUAACAUAUUCAGGUCAAUUCGAGGGAUCGGUGUUAGGAAAAACAUAUACUGGAACAUUCGAUAAUAAAUCGGGAGGUGGAAUUAAAUGGACUGUGACUUGGGGUAGUCGAACUUUUUCUGGAACAAUCCCAUUACCAGCGGCUGCUGCACCUGCUGCUGCUCCUGCUGCACCUGCUGCUGAAGCUGCACCAGCUGCUGCUCCUGCUGCACCUCCCGCGUGGUAGGAACAUUGUUCGAGCUGUUCCAGCAUGCAUGUAGCAUACGUAAAUUAAUUGCGUGUAAAAUUAAUGAUUUAUUAAAAUAAAAGAAAAAUUAAUUAAUGAUUUAUGACUCAGAAACAAAAGAAAACAAGCCUACGUAAUGUUGAAUAAAACUAAAAGACUGUGAUAUAAAGUUAAUGGAAAAAAC
Brassica oleracea var. oleracea is the source of this 969-nucleotide messenger RNA. RefSeq names its product oleosin-B2-like. The record is from RefSeq and is a predicted model, not a curated record. Lineage: Eukaryota; Viridiplantae; Streptophyta; Magnoliopsida; Brassicales; Brassicaceae. Gene Ontology annotation, cellular component: extracellular region; membrane; monolayer-surrounded lipid storage body. Bases 252 to 785 code for a protein of 177 amino acids. The transcript has 2 exons. Gene Ontology annotation, biological process: lipid storage; sexual reproduction.